CUGAUUACAACUCAGAUCAAAUCACUGUUCACUUUGAGCUGCAGGUAUAAAAACACAGAGUAACACAGUUGUACUCAGCACUUCAUCUUCUUACCGAUACCUGGACAUUGGAGAAGAGAGAUAACUAUGCGUGAAUGUAUCUCCAUUCAUGUGGGCCAAGCUGGGACUCAGAUUGGCAAUGCAUGCUGGGAGCUGUACUGCCUGGAACAUGGGAUCCAGCCAGAUGGACAGAUGCCCAGUGGCAAGACUGUUGGAGGAGGAGAUGACUCCUUCAAUACCUUCUUCAGUGAGACUGGGGCAGGAAAGCAUGUCCCCAGGGCCAUCUUUGUUGACCUGGAACCUACUGUCAUCGAUGAGGUGCGUACAGGAACCUACCGUCAACUGUUCCACCCUGAGCAGCUGAUUACAGGAAAGGAGGAUGCUGCCAACAACUACGCCCGAGGACACUACACAAUCGGCAAGGAAAUUAUUGAUCUGGUUCUGGACAGGACUCGUAAACUGGCUGAUCAGUGCACUGGCCUGCAGGGAUUUCUCAUCUUUCACUCCUUUGGUGGAGGCACUGGCUCAGGUUUCACCUCCCUGCUGAUGGAGAGACUCUCUGUUGAUUACGGUAAAAAGUCUAAGCUUGAGUUUGCCAUCUAUCCAGCCCCCCAGGUCUCCACAGCAGUGGUAGAGCCUUACAACUCCAUCCUGACCACCCACACCACCCUGGAGCACUCUGACUGUGCUUUCAUGGUGGAUAAUGAGGCCAUCUACGAUAUCUGCCGCAGGAACCUUGAUAUUGAGAGGCCAACUUACACCAACCUGAACAGGCUCAUUGGCCAGAUUGUGUCUUCAAUCACAGCCUCCCUUCGCUUUGAUGGUGCCCUGAAUGUUGAUCUGACAGAGUUCCAGACCAACUUGGUGCCCUACCCUCGUAUCCACUUCCCUCUGGCCACCUAUGCUCCAGUCAUCUCUGCUGAGAAAGCUUACCAUGAGCAGCUGUCUGUUGCUGAUAUCACCAACACCUGCUUUGAGCCAGCCAAUCAGAUGGUGAAGUGUGACCCUCGUCAUGGUAAAUACAUGGCCUGCUGUCUGCUGUAUCGUGGUGAUGUGGUGCCCAAAGAUGUCAACUCUGCCAUCGCAGCCAUCAAGACCAAACGCACCAUCCAGUUUGUGGACUGGUGCCCCACAGGCUUCAAAGUGGGCAUCAACUACCAGCCUCCAACCGUGGUUCCUGGAGGAGACCUGGCUAAAGUACAGAGAGCUGUGUGCAUGCUGAGCAACACCACGGCCAUCGCUGAGGCCUGGGCCCGUCUUGACCACAAGUUUGACCUCAUGUAUGCCAAGAGGGCCUUUGUCCACUGGUAUGUUGGAGAGGGCAUGGAGGAGGGAGAGUUCUCAGAGGCCAGAGAAGAUAUGGCAGCCCUGGAGAAGGAUUAUGAAGAGGUCGGCACCGACAACAUUGGGGAAGAGGAUGAAGGAGAGGAAUAUUGAGUUUCCUAAGGCCUGCAUUUAGACCAAAGUAAGUUGAUACUUACUGACAAUUGGUAUCCCAUUAUAAAGGGGGCGUUUAGUUUUUGUAGCGAAAAAAACUGUGUCAAAUGUAUGAAUAAACCUACCAUUAGGUUAAGAAGAUGCUAAUUUUGAUAAUCCCUAUUAUUAACAUCAAAACAAAUAUGACAUUCUAAGUAAACUGGAAGUAUAUUCUCCAUACUGUGACACAUUAUCCAAAAUGUUAACUGAACAUCAAGCUUGAAAAGAUGAGAAUCUGAUCUUCACAGAAUUAUUAUUAUAGUUACAGUGCUUUAUAAUAUGUGCAUUUGCAUUGCAAGCAAAGAAGCUCAUGGCAAAACAUAUCUUGUGUUGGGCCUUUAAAGAUCUUUUGUUUCUGCUGUAUCAGACUGAGAAACUUAGGCCAAACCCUCUCUUUUGUGCACCUCCCCCCACUAUCCUCUCCCAUGUGGAAUGUAAGUUAUGAAAGGGCUCCUAUGUCAGUGUCUAUAUACCAUUCAGCUGUGACUCUGUGAGAGCAGGAGAGAGAGAAAAUGACUGACUAACUCACUGACUAGUGCUGUUUGUGUAGCUCAUACUCAGACAAUGGCCUGCAGCAACAAUAGGAUCCCAGUUAUGUAUGAAUAACAGCUCUGUGAUCUGAAGGGGACUGCUGAAAAUUUGUACCAAGGAUAAGAAAAAAAAAUUGGCCACUAUAUAUCUCAGAUGUUGUAUCUGAUUUUUUAUUUUUAUUUUUUUGCUUUUCAGUGGUGUGUUUGUUUCCAAAUGUGGUGUUUAUCUGUGUAUUCUGAAUUUGCUGCAAAUCCCUGCAUGAUGCCAUGGUAAUUACGUUUCAUUUUAUAACAUUUCUUAUACAUUUGAUGAUGAAGAAUAAAGAAUUUCAUUGACUUUU
Molecule: messenger RNA, 2386 nt
Organism: Larimichthys crocea (large yellow croaker)
Lineage: Eukaryota; Metazoa; Chordata; Actinopteri; Sciaenidae
Product: tubulin alpha chain
Exons: 4
Coding region: 127-1476 (449 amino acids)
Biological process (GO): microtubule-based process
Cellular component (GO): microtubule
Molecular function (GO): structural constituent of cytoskeleton; GTP binding
Source: RefSeq, a predicted model, not a curated record